Molecule: messenger RNA, 628 nt
Organism: Drosophila ficusphila
Lineage: Eukaryota; Metazoa; Arthropoda; Insecta; Diptera; Drosophilidae
Gene: VhaM9.7-a
Product: V-type proton ATPase subunit e 2
Exons: 2
Coding region: 135-392 (85 amino acids)
Biological process (GO): proton transmembrane transport
Cellular component (GO): proton-transporting V-type ATPase, V0 domain; plasma membrane proton-transporting V-type ATPase complex
Molecular function (GO): proton-transporting ATPase activity, rotational mechanism
Source: RefSeq, a predicted model, not a curated record
AAUAUUUCAAAUUUUAACUGAUAUUCUAAAACCACAAUUGGGUGCUGUAAAAUUUCGAUGAAAAAUGAUCGAUAAUCUUUAACGAUAACUUAUUGAUUUUUCACUUGCAUCGGUUGGAGAAAAAGUGAAGAAAAAUGGGUGCUGCCUUCUUUCCCGUGCUGUUCUUCACCGCCUUAUGGGGCGGCGUGGGCAUUGCCAUGCCCAUAAUGACUCCGAAAGGACCCCACCAGAACCUGAUACGCUGUAUCCUGAUGUUGGCCGCCGCCUGCUGCUGGCUGUUUUGGCUGUGCUGCUACAUGGCCCAAAUGAAUCCUUUGAUUGGACCCAAACUGAAGCGGGACGUGGUGGCCAUGAUUGGCAGGUCCUGGAGCAACCCAAUCGUGGAGGGUUAAGAAGUGGAUUCAAAGACAACAAAAAAAGUAUUCCAGCAUUACCACUAAUUAAAUUGUUUAUAUUGUGUUGUAAAUAAAAGUGUAAUCCAUGGUUCAGUUUAUUCCGUUACAAAGCGGCUAAGCUCCAAAAUUAAAGUGCAAAUAAUUAUUGAUUUAAAACAGAAGUAAUAUGAAUGUUAGUGGUUUACGUUUAUUUGGAUUGCGUUGUAAAUAAAUAAAAAGUUUAUUUAAGUGCC